This is a messenger RNA of Trichoderma reesei QM6a, 4662 nucleotides long. RefSeq lists its product as uncharacterized. Lineage: Eukaryota; Fungi; Ascomycota; Sordariomycetes; Hypocreales; Hypocreaceae. Gene Ontology annotation, molecular function: transcription coregulator activity. Gene Ontology annotation, biological process: regulation of transcription by RNA polymerase II. The record is from RefSeq and is a predicted model, not a curated record. The transcript has 3 exons. Gene Ontology annotation, cellular component: mediator complex. The coding region runs from base 1 to 4662 and encodes 1553 amino acids.
AUGACCUCCAGGACCCCCAUCGGCGUCCACCCGCGACCGCCGCAGCGAGCUCUUAGCAGCUCGACGCUGCCGUCGGUCCAGCGGCCUCCGCCUCAACAGCGCGCCCUGUCGCAGCAGCUGUUUCCCUCCUCGCCCAUCCGCAAGGACUCCAUCCUCAGCGAUGCCUCGAGCGACUCCUUCGACCCUGUUCAGGCCCAGAGCCAUGGCGCGAACCAAGCCCAAAUCCACGGCCGUCCCGUCAGCACGCCGCGAAGAGUCGGCUCUCGGCUGCGUCUCGAACUCUCCAACAUCGACCCGGUCGUCGGCAACGCAGCCUCAGCGUCCGUCUCGGCAUCGGCUUCAGCAUCCGUUUCCGCCGCCUCGUCGCCACAGAGCCACACCACGUCGCGUGUGCCGUCUAUGGCUGAUGCUGCAGACGUAGGCGACUCCAGCCCGGCGCCCUCUCGAGCUUCAGCGGCCGACGUCGACAACGACAACCAGCCUUUGCCUAUGCCCAGACGGCGGCCACCAACAUCACAAACGAAUUCAGAGCUUUCGAAGCGACUGGCAGCCCCUUCGCGGGCUGCGCCGACCCUCAAGAAGGACGGUCGUCCGAAGCCUUGGACCGUUGAGGUCCCAAAGGGCGCUCCGCGCUACCCCUCGACCGAGAAACGGCCCAACCCAACAGGUGGUGACCCCUUCAGUCGGGGGCUCUUCUCUGGACACGCCGACUUCUUCCCAUGGCACGGUGGUAACGGCAAGCAUCACGAGGACGACUGGAGCCCCGAAGCGAUCCAGAAAGGCACCUGGGAUCGCGGCAACCAGAACGAGACGAGCUCCGCGAGAAUGACUAUAUCCCCAGCCAUCAAGCAGAAGUCGGGCCUGAGCGCUCUCUCUACCAUCUUCAUGGGCGUCCUCAACCAGCGCAGGCACCGCGGCCAUGUCACUGCCCCAUCGACCUUCAAACCUCCUCCUCGCGUUACCCUGACGGAUACCAAGAGGGAAGUCUGGAUGAAGGACUUGGCUAAUCCUGCCAUCUCCCUCAGGCGGCUGAGCAGAACCAUUCCCCAUGGUAUCCGCGGUCGCACUCUGUUGGACCAGUGUCUCAACAAGAGCGUCCCAACCGAAAGAGCUGUUUGGCUCGCCAAGUGUGUCGGUGCCAACGAGAUACGUGCCUUCAAGAGAAAAGGAGCCCCCGGUGGUGCCUUUGCCAUAGCAGGCGAGUUCAAGUGGAUAAGGGACUGGACCGUCUUUGUGGAGCAGUUUAUAGAAUCCAUCACCUCUGCGUUUGGCGAGCCAGACUGGAAGGCCAAGGUGACUUACGCAAUCCGAUUGGCGACGAACCUUUACGCCGAGCAACUCCUUGACCGAGACCAUUACCUCGAUUGGAUAACGUCCGGCCUAGAGCAUAGCCCCCAAUCCAAGAUUCCCAUGUGGAUUCUCAUUGCCCAAAUCUGUUGGGCCGACAUCUUGCGCUCGCGCAAAUAUGGACGUCGCCUUGUUUACUCCAUCCUUGGCCAUCUCCAUACAAUCCACAGCCACCCUGACAAGGAUAUUCUCAUACAACUUUCGAGCCAGCUUUCGACCCUACUGGCCUCGCUCAUCAAGAACAACCCCGACAGUUUCAUCGACCCCGCCCUUUGGCCAAAGUAUAAAGAUGCUCUGGAAGCAUUCUUGCCCCGCGACGACAAGGCAGGCCGAGAGGCAUACCAACAUGUCAAUGCCAGAAACAGUCAAGUGUCCAUCACCACCACUGCUUCGCCCGCGGUCGGCCGGCCGCAGUUGGUGCGGCUGCUGGACGCGACGCUGCUUGGCCAGAUAGAUCGCGACCUGCCCCAAAAGUGCUGGGCUACUGGGGACGACAAGGUAGACAUCGUCAGGACGACCGUCGACUGGGCCACGUCCUUUUACCGCCCUGGCCUGGCAAGAGUAUAUAUCGCGGCCAACCUGAUCAAGGUUUGGAGCACGCUCAGGAUCAAUGUCACCGCCACCAUUCUCGAGCACAUGGACACUAUUCCAGCCGGCGAUGGUGGUCGGAAGCAGAUGGUCUACCACCUCGUGACAGAACUGGUCCGAACAGGACAGUUCCUCGUCUCCCAAUAUUUCCAGUGGCUCGUGGCCCGUGGCGCCUGCAGCCAUCCCUCCGAGGUAGACUCCGACGAUGCUCCUUGCACAACCCGGUUGCUCGUUCACCUCCCCAUACGCUACCUCACAGAAGACCAGAAGGAUGACCGGGCCAACUUGCUGAGACGGGCUGCCAACUACUCCGCCGCCGAGGAAGCAAACGACAUCAGCAACUCCUUGAUGUGCGUUAACCACACCCUGGGCCUGCCCCUGCAGGGAGACACCAUGGCUGGCAGAAGGCCCAUUCCCUUGCGAAAGCUUCUUCCAAGGAUCCUCAGCAGCUCAAAAGCUCUGCAGACUGCCGUUGGCCUUCACCUGCGCGAGACUGUCCUGAGGCUCGUCAAGUCCGUGCAACCAGUAUCUCUGCGUAUCUUCUCAGCCAUACGCACCAUCUUGGAAGCGACCCAAGACUUUUAUGCCCUUUGCGACGUCCUCAAACUCUGCUCCAAAACGACCAAUAUUGAGGUGCUCGCAUCCUGCGUCGACACUGUAAACCUCCAUUUGCAGGUCUUCUACGCCCAAGGUGGUGCCGAGCGGCUCUUCACCAUCUUCUUCGAGCGGCUCAAGGCCAUCAACCAAGAGCAGGGCCUAGUCUCGCGCCCCCUGCUUGCCGCGCUUUGCUUCCUCUCUCGGCGGAUGCCCAGCCGCCAGGAACUCUCCAAGUACCUGGCCCACGAGCUCACCCAGAGCGAUCGCAACAACGCAACCGACGCAUGCUCCCCCAUUUCGGACAACAUGGUCAAUCCACCCUCCGGUGCUGAUGGCGAGGUCUCGGAACAGAUCGAGAAGCUACUGGCGAGCGGGAACAGUAUAGACUACCCAACCAUGAAUCGUCUUUUCGGCUACAUCAUACGGAGACUGGAAGCAGGCUGGGCCAAGAUGGAUGACAACCGAAGGGUUCACGCGUCACUCCUUACCCGCCUGCGAUUGUUCGACGCGCAGCAUUUCGACAAGCUCAUGUCUGACUGGGUCGGGCGUGUUCGGCUACUCAAGAGCCGCCAACGAUUGGAUGCUGUGUUUCCUCUCCUCAUCAUCACUGAUGCUCUGCCGAUUGCAUUCCUGGAACUGCUUCACCUGAUCCUGUCGAGACUGCCUGCCGACACCGACCUCAGCCAAGAAGAGGCUUACCGAUUUGGCAUCUACCAGCGCGCAAUACAGCUCAAUCAUUACAAAGGACUGCUCUCGCUCAUACGCCACGCCGCCGUGGAAUAUGCCGACCUUCGGGCUAGAGUUGGCGACGCAAAGCUGCCUCUUGACGACGGCACAUACCGCGAGAGUGUGCUCGACGCCUUGCGACUCUUGGUUGUGGUGCACACGGCAGACGUCACGGAAGCUUUCAGCCCCAAGAACAUCCCCCCGUCGGGGUUCCGGCUUAUCCAUGAGAUGAUCAGCAAUCUUUUCCAGCAGGCAGGCCGCCUGGGCUCGCCUUUCACGGCGGCCUAUGACGAAAUCUUGCGCCUCACGAACGAGUUGACCAUGCCAUUCUGCCAGGUCAAGCUCAAUAUGGAUCUGUCCAUCUCGCCGCCUCGGCCAACCGAGGGUGAAGACGGCCAGCGGCAGCCGAGCCCGUCCCAGUUUGAUCUGUUUGCCAAGGCUAUGGAUCGCGCCAUUGAAGCUCAGAACAUUAUGUGGACGACCAUGCUCCCCUGCUUGAGCGAAGAUAUUUCUCGCCAUCUGCAAAGCCAGGCCCGUUCCCGGUUCCUAGCUCUGGUGCCGACGCCCUCCUCCUUGUCAUCAUCCAAAGCGCCCACCAACCCCCAGAACCCAUCCGCGAACAGUAACAAUUUAUACCUCGCAGAGAAGCUACUGGGCGUCAUUGAGGCUAUCGUGGUAGGCCAGCCGCCGCCGAACACAGCUCAGCUGAACAGUGUUGUGGCCGAUAGGCUGUCGGACCUCGUCGAGAUCGUCGUUGCGACGAAGAUACGUGAGGGGAAGACAGCGGGGGUGCUCGGGCCCAUUUUCAAACACUGGCUGCCGAUGCUGUUGAAGUUUGUGCUCUUGCAUAGCGUAUCCUUGGAACCGAUGAGCGCGUCUGUCAUGACCACUUCUGCCCAAGGCAAACUGGUUAUGCCUCCGCAUCAUGAGGCGCGAGCCCAUACCGUCUUGGCUCUCUGCCGUCUGUUCCUUGCGCUCGAAGCAUUGCCAAGCCAUUUAGUUGGCGGCGGCUUGCGGCAGCAAGUGUUUGAUGUCGCCACGGUUCUUGCGGAUGGCUUGCCCGAUGACCUACGCCUUCACUGUGCCAAGUCCAUUCUUCUUCUUCCGGGCAUGAUGCCAAACCUCCACACAUCAUCGGACGCUCGUCUGCAUUACAUUCUUAGCGUUCCGCAGAUGUCCCCAAUGGACUCCCUGAUGCUUGCCCAUAGGGAAAAGACGACGAUGCCUCACAGCACGGCAGCCAGAGGCAUGGGUGCCAUGUAUGGAAUUGGCCCGGCGUCUCAAGAGAAGCUCUCUCCGUACGUUCUCCGGCGGUGGGAGCUGCUUAGCGAGCCUACCCCCAAUGUCGGGGUGAAUGAUACGAGCUUGAGCCUAAGUCUCUUUGAAGCCAUCAGGCUACACUAA